AUGGUUUCCACACCUGAACUGAAGAAGUACGUUGAUAAAAAGAUCCUCUUACAACUGAAUGGGUCCCGCCAGGUUGCUGGUGUUCUGCGAGGAUACGAUCUGUUUUUGAACGUUGUGCUGGAUGACGCUAUAGAGUUGCUGAAAGACGGUGAGAAACAAAAACUGGGCUCCCAGACAGUGGUACGAGGUAGCUCGAUUCUAUCAUUGGAAGCACUAGAUACUAUUGUAUGA
Molecule: messenger RNA, 231 nt
Organism: Nakaseomyces glabratus
Lineage: Eukaryota; Fungi; Ascomycota; Saccharomycetes; Saccharomycetales; Saccharomycetaceae
Gene: SMX2
Product: mRNA splicing protein SMX2
Biological process (GO): mRNA splicing, via spliceosome; spliceosomal snRNP assembly
Cellular component (GO): catalytic step 2 spliceosome; P granule; SMN-Sm protein complex
Molecular function (GO): RNA binding
Source: RefSeq, a predicted model, not a curated record